AUGCCUCAUGAUGAGGCAAAGUUAGAGUGUACUUUUGAUAUUAAUGCUGACGGUAUUCUAAAGGUGACAACUAAAGAUAAAGCAACUGGUCAUAAAGCAAAUAUUACUAUUUCAAAUUCUGCGGGUAGAUUAUCAACAACUGGAAUCAAACAUAUGAUUGCUGAAUCUAAGAAACUCAAAGAAGAAGAUAAACAAAGUCAAGUACGUGUUGAAGCUAAACAAGAACUUGAUAAUUAUGUUUACCAGUGUGAAAUUUACAAAUUUUCUGAUCGAUCUAAUGAUCAUCCAAAAAAAUCUAGAUGUGUGUUUUUUAGACUGCACCCACAGUUGAACUUAUACCAUGAACCAAUUCAAACUCAACGUGAAGAAUUUAUACAUUCCCUCUCCAAAUCAUCGCCACCAUUUACCAUUUUAAAACCACAUUUGAAUUACAAACAUUUCGUAUCUUCUAAAGUUGAAAUUUCACAAAACAUAAUAAACCGUAAUUUGAAAGAUGUAAAUAUUAAUUUGGUGGUUGAUCUCUAUGAAAAAUCUUGUAGACUAACGACUGAUUUAAACUCGCUUAAAUCAAAGCGUAAUGAAGUUUCAAAAUUGGCAAAAUCAUCAACUCAACAAGAACGUGAAAAUAUUUUACAACAAGGAAGAAUGAUAAAAUCACAAAUUUUAGAAAAAGAGGCAUUAUUAUCAACUUUGGAGGAGGAAUUGAUGAGAGAAGCAUUGAAAAUCCCCAAUGACACACAUUCAGAUGUGCCUAUUGAUCAUAUAGAAUUGGGUAAUGAAUUGGAUAUUAUUGAUUUUGAGACAGGAUCUAAUGUUACAGGAAACCAUUGGUAUUAUUUAAAGAAUUCAGGGGUAUUGUUGGAAUUUGCUUUGAUACAAUUUGCUUUACAAAAAGCGAUUGAAAAAGGGUACAUGCCUAUUAUUACACCUGAUGUUGUAAGAAAAGAUUUUAGUUAUGCCUGUGGAUUUCAACCACGAGAAAAUGAAUCUUCACAAAACUAUUUUUUAUCAACAGGCGAAGAAAACAUUUCAACAAGUAACAAUAAUAAUAAUAGUGGUGGUAGCAGUAGUAAACAUCACAAUCAAUUAAUGCUAGCAGCUACAGCUGAAAUACCAUUAGCAGGGAUUUAUUCCGAUAAAAUAUUAUUUUCAAAACAAUUACCAAAAAAAUUUGUAGGAUUUUGCCAUUCUUUUAGGUCAGAAUCAGGUUCAAGAGGUAAAGAAACAAAAGGAUUAUACAGGGUGCAUCAAUUUAGUAAAUUGGAAUUAUUUAUAUUUUCAAAACCUGAAGAAAGCGAGGAGAUGUUUCAGGAAAUUGUUGAUUUGCAAUCAAGUAUUUAUAAAGAUUUAGGAUUACCAUUUAGAAUCUUGGAUAUGCCAACAUUUGAACUUGGAGCUAGUGCUUAUAGGAAAUAUGAUAUAGAAACAUGGAUGCCAGGUAGAUGUAAAUGGGGAGAGGUUUCAUCAGCAUCCAAUUGCACAGAUUAUCAAUCGCGUAGGCUAAAUAUAAGAAUGAAACGUUCUAUGUUAGCGUCAACAGAAUUUGUACAUACAUUGAAUGGAACAGCAAUUGCAAUACCGAGGAUGAUUAUUUCAAUUAUUGAGAAUUUUCAAACAAAUGAUGGAAAAGUUGUUAUACCUAAAGUGUUGAGAAAAUGGAUGUAUGAUAUGGAGGUUAUUGAUAAAAAAUCUUGA
Molecule: messenger RNA, 1695 nt
Organism: Entrophospora sp. SA101
Lineage: Eukaryota; Fungi; Glomeromycota; Glomeromycetes; Entrophosporales; Entrophosporaceae
Source: the annotation of a GenBank genome assembly